Nerophis lumbriciformis (worm pipefish) is the source of this 642-nucleotide messenger RNA. The record is from RefSeq and is a predicted model, not a curated record. Lineage: Eukaryota; Metazoa; Chordata; Actinopteri; Syngnathiformes; Syngnathidae.
AUGGAGGUUCUGCGCAAGUCAUCGGCGUUUGCCGCCGAAGUUCUGGACGUCUUCGAGAGAUCCCUGAGUGACAAGGAGCUGGUAGCACAAGCCAAAGCCCUCUGCCGUGACUUCAUACUGUCUAGGCUCAACCAGAAUGGGCUGGCCUGGUCCAAAAGCGAACUCAAUCUGACUCCUGCCAGAGCUGCCCUCGCCGAUGUCUCCUUUGUGCUCCUCUGCCUCGGUGACGAGCUGGAACGCAUCCUUCCCAGCUUGUACACGAAUGUGGCCCGCCAGCUGAACAUAUCCGUGGCCAUGGAGACCAUGGUUUCAGACGCCUUCAUUGGCGUGGCCACAGAGAUCUUCUCCACAGGCAUAACGUGGGGUAAGGUGGUAUCCAUGUAUGCGGUGGCCGGCGCCCUGGCAGUCGACUGUGUUAGGCAAGGACACGCCGCCACUGUUAAUGUUAUUGUGGACAGUCUGGGGCAGUUUGUGCGCAACUCCCUCGUCCAGUGGCUCAAGAGGCGCGGAGGAUGGGUGGAACUGACCAAUUGUGUAGUGAAGAGAGAGAUCUGCCCUGAACACUCCUGGCUGUCUUCUGCCCUGGAUUCCCUGCGCUACUUCCUCAUAUCUAUGUACGUGUACAUCAUGAAGGAAGGGUGA